CUACAGAUCCGUUUACCUCAUUCAAAUUCAGUAUAGCACUGAUGUACCCCGCUACAUCCUAUUUUGACCAUUCCCAAAGCCGAUCUGCGUUAGCUGAGGAACCCUGCAGUUGUUCUGCAGGCUUGUUUUGUGUUGCAUUGCAUCGUGUGGCUUGAAGGAUGAAUUCUAUAAACGUAUAGGAUUCCCUUCUUAAUACCUAAGAUCAGACUAAGGUCAGAAGGUCAAUCAACCCGAAGAUCACCAUGCCACGAUUCACAUAGAAUUCGGAUCGAAUUUAAACCGAUCUUACCUUUGACGAUUCAAGGGUGACCGAGCAGAUCAGCCGGAUAUAUCCGGUUCACCUCGAAGUGAUACGUCAUUACAUCACGGGUUUUACAAGGCUACAGAGGCGAUGUUCGUCUUACUAUGGUAUCGGCUGAGUCUGGCAGCCGAUGAAGAGGAUCAAGACGGCCCGAGGGAUAGUUAGACAAAUCCGUGCAACUGUACUUCGCCCAUGUCAACAAUGGGCGAAAUUUGACGUUACUUUACUCCUCUUCACACGCUGGAGGCUCUUCAAAUCCCAUACUGACACGAGCUUAAGUUUCAUAUUGUAUGUUCUAAAGUGAGAAAGCCAUGGCGGAACUAGACACAGACGUUCUCAUUAUAGGGGCUGGCAUGUCUGGCCUGGGCUUUGCUGUUCAACUUAUUCGCACGUACGGGACACGAAACUUUGAAAUCAUCGAGAAAGCUGACCACAUUGGGGGCACAUGGUGGGCGAACACCUAUCCAGGCUGCGGAGUUGAUGUUGUUGCACAUUAUUAUUCAUACUCCUUUGAGCUGAACCCCAACUGGUCGCGCAAGUAUCCUUUGCAGCCAGAAAUCCUUGCGUAUUUCGAAAAGGUUGCUGCCAAAUACGACAUCGGCAAGCAUACCAGAUUUCGCUCAGUCGUACAGUCGGCUCGUUGGGAAAGCGCUUCGGGGACAUGGCUAGUCUCUAUCAAAGACUUAGCCACCCUGGAAACGUAUAAUCGCCGCUGCAAGAUUCUUGUAACUGCUGUUGGUGUGCUCUCUGUACCCAAUGAUUGCCAAAUACCCGGCGCUUCAAAGUUCAAGGGUCCGUUAUUCCACACGGCAAGAUGGGAUCACUCCUUUAACUGGACAGAUAAGGAAUUGGUCGUAAUCGGAAAUGGCUGCAGUGCAUCGCAAGCAGUGCCCGUCUUGAGCGAAGGUAAAAAGGCAGCAAAAAAGGUUACGCAGUUUGCUCGCCAGGCGCAGUGGGUAUUUGAGCGACCCAAUCCCACAUAUUCAACCUUUUUCAAGUGGACUAUGCAAUGGAUUCCAUUUGCUAUGCGCAUCUAUCGUGGUAUACACAACUACUACGCCGAGUACGACUUUCAGAGCUUCGACAUUAUUACCGGAGCAGGCAUACGAAAGAUGUACGCAGACUAUCAGGGCGCUUACAUCCGACGGGUUUCGCCAGAAAAGUAUCAGAAGUUUCUUGUUCCUGAUAUAGAAGUUGGCUGUAAGCGUCGAGUAAUGGAUACUGACUACCUUGAGUGCCUGAAUCGCGAUAAUGUGGAGCUUAUCUAUGAAGAUUCUAUUGAAGAAAUCGUUGAUAAUGGCGUACGUACGAAAUCUGGGAGAACUAUCAAGGCAGAUGGUAUUAUCCUUGCGAACGGGUUUCAAGUGGAAAAACCACUGGUUUCUCUCAACCUAUAUGGUGAAGACGGAGUUAGCGUGGCAGAACAUUGGAAUAAAGUGAGCGAGGGAUCAGCAUCGUCAUAUUUCGGCACAUGCCUCUCUGGCUUCCCAAACAUGUUCAUCAUGAUGGGACCCAACACCGCUUCCGGUCAUGGUUCAGUAACCUAUACUACGGAAUGCCAGAUCAACUUCACUAUGCGGGUUAUCAAGCCCAUUUUGAAUGCUCUCAAGUCUCAACGAUCCAGAUACCUUCAUGUUUUUGGGAAGAAAGCCGAUGUUGUCCAAGUUAGGUCAGAGGCAGAGCAGACAGACAUAGAUACUGUCCAAGAGAAAGCCAAGAAACUAGUAUGGUCGUCGGGCUGUUCCUCUUGGGCUUUGGACUCACAAGGAAGGAACACUACCAUGUACCCAGACUUCCAGUACAGAUAUUGGCUUAGGAGUGUCUUCAUUGCGUGGGAAGACUUUGAGCUCUCCAAGUCAACACGGCUCUCGGCUCCCUUGGUAACGAACUGGUCCAAGAUAGGAAGUUGGUUGAUUACAGCAGGAGCUGUUGCAGCUAUUGCCGGACUCUUGCACCGAGCAUGCACUGAAAUCCAUGUAUACUGAGCUACAUUCAAACGAUGAUUGUUGCUGAAAUAAACAAUAGAAGAGCUCC
Xylaria bambusicola is the source of this 2335-nucleotide messenger RNA. RefSeq names its product putative monooxygenase. Gene Ontology annotation, molecular function: N,N-dimethylaniline monooxygenase activity; flavin adenine dinucleotide binding; NADP binding. The record is from RefSeq and is a predicted model, not a curated record. NCBI's taxonomy places the organism in Eukaryota, Fungi, Ascomycota, Sordariomycetes, Xylariales, Xylariaceae. The coding region runs from base 613 to 2286 and encodes 557 amino acids. The transcript is spliced from 4 exons.